This is a messenger RNA of Trichoderma harzianum CBS 226.95, 1029 nucleotides long. RefSeq lists its product as hypothetical. The transcript has a single exon. The record is from RefSeq and is a predicted model, not a curated record. Lineage: Eukaryota; Fungi; Ascomycota; Sordariomycetes; Hypocreales; Hypocreaceae. The coding region runs from base 402 to 932 and encodes 176 amino acids.
GUCUCAAGUCUCAUCACUCAUACGAAAACAUCAGAAACAACGCACCUCCAGUGUAAGUCUUGCCCGAAGACAGAAUAGGAAACUCGUAAAACGGCUUAGAAAGGCCCUUGAAGCGGAAACCCUCAUAGUUGUUGUACACGUGGGGAUAAGUCGAGCCUCCAGCAGUGCUGCCAGCCCGGACGUAGUUGCAGGCAGCGUUGGAAGCGGCGCUGACAGCGCUGGCGCUGUAAAAGACCUUGCCGCAGGUGGCGGUGUCUCUCUUGGUGAGCUCAUCCAAAGGAGCGGCGCUGGCAAAGGCGACGAGGGAGAGGAGGCUGAGGAACUUCAUCUUGGCUGGUGAUGGUGGAGUAUAGGCAGAGAGGUGGGAGGACAAAGAUUGGUGUGACAAUAGUGGAAGGACAAUGGCAGAUGUCAAUGGAAAUCCGGAAAGUAACGCCGUUUUAUACUCGAUCUGCCAUGAUUCAAUUUCGUCUUGUCCAACGUCUCACAAUCUCAUCUCGCCUGCCAACUCUGGCCCAAGUGCGAAGCUACUACAAUCCAGCACCAUCAUCAACCUCCUCACAUCUUACACCAGCGGAUCCGCAAAAACACUCAAUCCUACUAUUUUCUACAACACAUCAAUCACAUCGAUAUACAUCUUCGGUUCCCCUUUGAGGUUGGAAUAUUUCCCUCCCGCAUCAAACACCGCGAAUCUCCCCCGCCUAAUGCGCCGCCGCCUCUCUUGGCCCUUCUUGGCACUCUCGCAUACCGACAUCUCCGACACGCACUGCCAGCCAUUCAGCGUCUGGAUCUGCAGCCAUGUGCGACAGGUGAAUCCCAAGCCGGGAGAGGUUGCGCAACUGGGAAGGUCAAGAAGAUAUAAAUGGAAAGCAAGCAAGCUGCAGAGAUCAGUCCGGCGGUGGCGGAGCUCUCCGGAGAGAUUACCGUGCUAGCAUGCUGUAUGGAUGGAUGGACUUGUAACUAGAGAAUUGCUUCGAAGAUAGAAUUUGUCCAUUGGCGGGAAAUAGUCUCUAAAUUUACUAGUUUGGG